AUGCGCAUGCUCUGGCCCGUCCUCACCGCUCCCGGCAUCUGUUUCGUAAGAUGCACUCAAGCGCUGAUCGAUAACGAACCGGCAAAUGUUGCUACUAUCAGCUCAAGCGCGAUUCCACAACCUGACAAGAACUCAUCUGAUCUGGACAGUUCUGUGGAGUCGUACAGCUCAGCUGUGUACACAUCCGCGUCCGGUGGUCAACGUAUGGAGUCGAAUGGUCCGAUUGUAGACGAGAUCGGCCAUGGAGACAACGAGCAGGAGCAGCGGUUUGCUCCUAUGGACCUCGUGUCAUCUUUGCCCGCGUCAGUAAUUCGAGCCAAGAACUUCGUGAUGACGCGGCUUCACCACGACCGCAAUACGAAUGAGUUAAAACGUCUUGUUUUUCAUAAGGAAAAUCACCUUGACGCAGUGAAAUUCGCAAGCUGGCUGUCAAAUUCCCGCCGUAAUGUGAAUAGUGAAAAAGUGGUUCGCUACUAUCGUCGUGUCAUUGAUGUAUUGGCGCUCUACCACCAGCCAAAGGAGGUGGUAGAGGUACUGAACAUUCUACAAAAGGACCAUCUAUAUAAUUCCGAGAUUAAUAUGCUAUUCGCAGCAUUACUUUCGCGCUACCCUGAUGAACAAAAUAUGAUAUUAAAGGCGUGGGUGAUUCCGAAGGGGACGCCUGGCCGAUUCCGCGAGCUCUCGAAAUUGGAACCGAAGGACAUGCAUGUUGUAUCGUACCUGCAAUCAAGGGCACCAGAUACAAGGGACUGGGUGAGAACGAGCGCACGGACAAUGCGCAUAUCACCGAAACCGAGGCAAAACGUUCCUACGGAGACGAAAGUCCAGUUGCCAUAA
Molecule: messenger RNA, 837 nt
Organism: Peronospora matthiolae
Lineage: Eukaryota; Oomycota; Peronosporomycetes; Peronosporales; Peronosporaceae
Source: the annotation of a GenBank genome assembly